Molecule: messenger RNA, 3477 nt
Organism: Styela clava
Lineage: Eukaryota; Metazoa; Chordata; Ascidiacea; Stolidobranchia; Styelidae
Product: serine/threonine-protein kinase TBK1-like
Biological process (GO): peptidyl-serine phosphorylation
Cellular component (GO): cytoplasm
Molecular function (GO): ATP binding; protein serine/threonine kinase activity
Source: RefSeq, a predicted model, not a curated record
UAUACGAUAUUUCAUUAUAUUUGUUACAGAUAACGUUAUGAGUAAUUAUCUAUUUCAUUAAAAUGCACCGUGGAAGUGGCGUACCCCAAUCAAUGAAGCAGACCUCGAAAUAUGUGUGGUCCACCAACGAUGUUUUAGGACAGGGGGCAACAGGAUCUGUGUAUAGGGGAAGAAACAAGCGAACUGGAGAACAAUAUGCAAUCAAAGUAUUCAAUUCGUUCAAUUAUAUGGCCCGACCAGCAGAAGUCCGGUCUAGAGAAUUCGAGGUUUUACGAAAAGUUGACCAUCGAAACAUUGUCCGAUUAUUUGAUGUUGAAGAGGAGAUUUCUACAAAGCACAGUGUGAUAGUUAUGGAAUUAUGUGGAGCUGGAAGUUUAUUUUCAAUGUUGGAUGAUCCUGAAAACAUGUAUGGAUUAUCAGAAGAUGCUUUUAAAGUUGUCUUGCAUGACAUAACCGCUGGCAUGAAUCAUUUGCGAGAGAAAGGUAUUGUUCAUAGGGAUUUGAAACCUGGUAAUAUCAUGAGAACAUGGGCGGAUGAUGGAAAUCCUGUUUACAAAUUAACUGAUUUCGGAGCUGCUCGGGAACUUGAUGACAAUGAACAGUUCGUGUCAUUGUAUGGCACUGAGGAGUAUUUGCAUCCUGAUAUAUAUGAACGAGCUGUGUUAAGAAAACCAGCAGGAAAAACUUUUACAGCCUCUGUGGAUUUGUGGAGUAUGGGAGUCACUCUCUAUCAUGUUGCUACUGGACAAUUACCUUUUCGACCUUAUGGUGGUGCAAGGAGAAAUAAAGAGACAAUGUACAAAAUCACUACUGAAAAACCGUCUGGCGUCAUAUCUGGAACACAACACACUGAAGCUGGUCAAAUUGAAUGGAGUCAAGAAUUACCAAAGACAUGCAGAUUAUCGCUUGGUUUCAAAGCCUAUUUUACUCCUGUACUUGCUGGUAUCAUGGAAUGCGAUCCACAUCAAAUUUGGACGUUUGAACAAUAUUUUUCUGAAGUUAGCGGCUUACUGGAGAAAAGAGUAAUAGAUGUGUUCAGUGUUCCCUCUGGAGCUUUACACAAAAUCUAUAUUCCGGAAGGGAACACAUUUGCAUCCUUUCAAGAGAAAAUUGCUGAGCAGACAGAUAUUCGAUCCAGUCAUCAGUCGCUGUUUUUGGAAGGCGACGUGUUUGAGGUUGAAACGUUUCAACCAGUAAAGGAAUAUCCACGAACUACAAGAGAAAGACCGAUUAUUUUAUUGAGCACCAAUAUUUCUGAUUUUCAGUCUAUCCAUAUUCCCCAUACAUGUAAGCCUCCAAAGGACAGACAAAAACACCCUAUGACAUCAUUGGAAACUGAUGCUAAUUUUGUAAAAGUUUGUUCCAGCACUCUCUUUGAUAUCAGAAAAUCUGUCGAUUAUCUUUUGCUUGUGCAAACUCUCAUUAGACUUGGUGUAAAAUGGUUUGUAUCAUAUUUACGAUCAUGGGUAAGCCGAGCACAAAUUUCUGCCAACGAAAUUAACGCAAAAAUCGAGUGUUUGAAAACAUCACUGGAAAUCUUUGAAGAACAUUACAACAGGGAAACAGCUUUACUGAGAAUAAUGGGAAAAAUGUCACCUUCUCCACCUGAGGUCAAUGAACUCAAGUUAUUUUUUCCACAAAUAACAGAGAAAAACAAGCAAUUAAGACAGCUGAAGACUGAAUUCGAGUUGGUCAGUGAAGCGAUUCGUGGUUUGGAACGUUCGAUUGUUCAGGACAAAACUCCUCUUCGAGUUUUUGUUGACGAAGGUUCUCAAGAAUCUGAUCAUCUUGUUGAGAAAAUGGACGUCAUAGCCAACCGAUCUCGAGAUAUUUACAAAGCGUUCAAGAAGCAUAAGCAUCUCAAACGACUGUCAAGCCACGAGGAACAGGUUCAUAAAUUUGACAAACAACAAUUGAAUGUCAUAUGUGAGAAGGCAGUAAGUCUUUUCACAGAGAAAAGUGUACCAGGAUGCAAGAAAAUGCACAAGGAAUCAAAUUCAUGGUUUACGAGCAUGCAGGAAUUCCAAAGUCAACUGCGCAAUGUCGAAAGUCGUCUUGGUAGAUUGCGAGAAUCUUGCGAGCAGCAAAACGAACAGCAGUUACAAAUGCAGAGAUUUUAUCGCAACAAAUUCAACGGUGCCGAACAGUCAUUGAACGGCAAUAUGUCAAGGUUAACUAUCAAUGGACAGUCAUCAUUGCCUGAAAUGAAACCAGCAUCAUGGCCUGAAAUACAUAAGACUAUGACAACGAAACAAAAUGCUGAGUUGAAGAAUGGAAUCAGAGAUGCCAAGAACAGUUUUGUUGACAUUCGAUCAGUCAUGGACGAUAAUACAUUAAUGUUACAGAGACUCCGAAACUUGCUAAACAGUGUGGAUGAUCAGAGCUCUAUGGAUAUCAUUCCACCACCUUCCAGAAAUGAUCAGAUAGAAGAGAAUUGAAAUCGAAUCUGAAUCCAUUGUUACAUACAUAUGUCUCUCUUACUCUUCAUUUUUCUUUUCGUUAAGUAGCGAUUUUAGAUACCUUAUCAUUUAUUCGUUGUAAUUGACGAUUGAAAAAAAUAAAAAAUAAAUAAAAACUUCAGGAAAGUUGAAAAUAUAGUUGCUUAGUUAUUUGAACCACUCCUCUGUGUGUAGUUAGAUAAAAAAAAACGACUGCAGGAGUAUUUUUAGUUUAUUUUUUAUUUUAAUUCAACUUAUUCCUUAUUCAAGAUAAAUUUUACCUUUUGUUAAAUUUGACUGCAGUUAGAAAUUAGAAUUCUCCGAAGCAAAAUUGUGAAAAAUGAAAUUAGGAGUAUUUCUUAGUUUGUAGAAUGGUUAAUUGUGGAAAAUAAAAUUUCUUUAAAACCAUAUCGCUUGAACUCUACAACAUUACUGUUAAAAAAUAUGUUAGUUAACCUUAAGAAAUUCAUACGAAUUUUUGUGAAUGAUUUUAUGGGGAGUUGAUCAUAACCAAAAAAGAUGCCUGCCGUGUUGUUUAUAGAUGCGAUGUAUAUUUAAAAUAUACAUUUUUCAUAUUUGAGAAUUUUGUCAUUUCUUGAUUUGUAUGAAACAGUUUUAUAUGUCUUAUAUCUACCUUACAUUAUUAGUUUAUCAUAUGUAUUUUUCUGUGUUGCAAAUCUAUCUCUUGUUUUGUGCAAACCUGUAUAAAAAAUCAUGCUUGAAAUUCUUGGAUAGUUCGCCUGAUCAUCUCCAAUACUUUCAAGAGAACUAAAUCUUGUACAAAAACGUUUGCUAUGUGAUGAACCGUCUCAACCCCCCAAAUUUAAGCAUAUUCUUAUGUUAUGCUGUGGUAAUUACUAAAUCUACUUUGCAUUGGAUGUUUUUUUACGAAUGUGGGUGACAAUAAUGAAAAUUUUGGUGUAAAUGCUUCAUCACAUAUGUAAUCUUGUGGAUGGCGUGCGUUCAUUUGUUCUGUAUAUUUUCUUUGAUGUGCCCAAUAUAAAUAUAUGCGACUUUCUUGUCUCUGCAGUAGAUCAUU